This is a messenger RNA of Plodia interpunctella (Indianmeal moth), 4749 nucleotides long. RefSeq lists its product as uncharacterized. The record is from RefSeq and is a predicted model, not a curated record. The coding region runs from base 108 to 773 and encodes 221 amino acids. The transcript is spliced from 4 exons. NCBI's taxonomy places the organism in Eukaryota, Metazoa, Arthropoda, Insecta, Lepidoptera, Pyralidae.
AAUCUUUUGUUGGUUGAUUGGUUUGGUUUUUGGUUCGAGACGAGUGUGUUUGAUUGCGAUACCUUUCUUUUGUGCAUUGCAUAAAUUUAGAUCUAACUGCAACCAAAAUGUCUUCAGUAUGUUGUGGAACUAAGAAACAAAAACUGAAUAACUCGUUCAGUAAUAGCAUAGAACGACCUUUAAACGGUUAUCAAGAAUCUGUGGCUAUACCUGAUAUGUGUUACUUUUGUUUCGAUGUUUUGUAUUGUCAGCUUCAUAGUAUGGACCCUCCGCAAACACCAAAUUUCACCAACGAUGCCUAUCCCUUGUUCGUGACAUGGAAAAUUGGGAAAGAACAUCGUCUUCGUGGAUGCAUUGGAACUUUCAAUGCAAUGCACUUGCAUUCAGGUCUUCGUGAAUAUGCAAUCACUAGUGCUUUAAAGGAUUCCCGCUUCUCACCAAUAACUCGGGAAGAAGUACCUCGGUUGACUGUAUCAGUCUCGAUUCUGCAGAACUUUGAGGAAGCUGAACACUACUUGGACUGGAAGUUGGGCAAGCAUGGCAUCCGCAUUGAGUUUCUUAGUGAAAGAGGCUCUAAGCGUACUGCAACCUACUUACCUCAAGUUGCAACUGAGCAGGGAUGGGACCAAAUCCAAACAAUUGACUCCCUCCUUAGGAAGGGGGGGUACAAGGCUGCCAUUACGGCCGACCUGCGCCGGAGCAUCAAACUCACACGCUACCAGAGCGAAGAGAUCUCUGCUACUUACAACGACUACAUCAGCCAGCGGUGCUAGCGGCAGCUCACCCUUGGCCGGUCCCGCCGUCCCGAACGUCAUGAAGAAAGUUUAUACUACAGUUCAGAUGCUAGCGGACUAAGUGGCCACUCUUAUGUUAGUAAUAAUUUAGAUUCUAAGUGUAAGAAUAGUGUCCAGAAUCAUACUUUAUGUACAACUUGUUUAGAUAACCCGUCAGUUCAUUUAAAGCUCGGAAGUACAAUGGAAGGUCAUAAUUAUGCUCAAAGUGAUUCGGACUCUCAAUGUUGCGAUAUGUGUUUCGUUCAAAUAGUUUAAGGUUAUGAUCACUGCCAUCUACAUUCCUUUGAGGCAGCAAUGGUGCCAUCAAAAGUUGGGAUUAGAAAAAACUUAUGAAUUAAUACUAAGCCGUUCAGGAGGAUAUCAUGCAAAGGGUGAUUCGCAAAUAAAUAAUAUGAUUUGAUUACAUUAUCUAAAUGACACAGAACUGCUUAGAAAUAAGUGAUUGAGAGUGUUUAGAGCUGAAAAUGCUUUGAUCAGAAUUUUGACAACAAUUUAAUCAGCAAAAUAGAUCACAAAUAUUUACAUAUUUUCGUCCACAUAUUUUUUACUUCAUGUGCUUAUAACGCAUAUCCCCACUUGAUAUAUGAGCAUUGUGAAAGAACAAAAUCUACAUAUCCUCUGAAAUAGGAUCUGAAUUCAGUUGACACUCUCAAAGUGCUACAAAAAGCUAUGGUGGGCAUUAGUCACUGGAUACACUUUAUGAAGAAUAGUGUGCUAGGUUUAGAUUAUAACAGCGAGUUACAUCCCCGACUUGCAGUUAGUGUAACGUGGAGCUCUUACAUCUAUGGUUAAGGGGACGGCAACUGUAAAGUCCUGUUUCAGGCUGUUCAUUUGUAAUAAUUUUAACGCGUUUCAUGCCUAUUUUGGGUUCGGUGGCGAUGAUGAGAUCAAAAGAAUUAAAUUAUAUAUUUCGAAAUAUAUAAUGUACUACAAUGUAAUAUUUAAAAAAUGUUUACGAAUGAACGGCUUAAAAGACAGUUUACUGUUAUCGUUCGUCUACUUAAAAAAAUGCGGAAUAAAGGUCAUAGCUCAUUAGAGCCACCCGGCACCCACUCCGCACCGCCUCGUCGCACGGCGUCAACUCGUUGUCGACAGGUGGUCCACGGGUGGACACCGUGUUAUCACCAAUAAACGUCGCGCGGUCAACCAGUGGACCUCGCAUCGUCACCCAGUGGACCCCGCGCUGGCCGCUGGUGGACGCCGCGUGGUCUACCACUGGAGACCGGUUAGUCCAGGAAUUUUCGUGUAGUCUGUUAACAAUUGGCACUACGUCUACACGUGCGCUUCAUAAUGUUAAAUUUUACAAACCGUGAAUUGGCACUCAUAGCUGUAGCGCUUGAUGCAGAAGAAAAUGAAAGACCCAAGAGAAAAAGGAAAGCUUAUUGGGUGCACGAAAUGUUUAAACAAAGAAAAAAAGAGGGCGAAUAUUGGACAGCUCGUAGGCAUUUGCUAGCCGACGAGAAAAAAUUUUUUUCCUACUAUCAUAUGCCGCAAAGUGUGUUUUAUAACAUACUGUCUCAUAUUGAAGACUCCAUAUCUAAGCAAAACACAAGAUUCAGAGAAGCGAUCACACCCGAAGAGAAAUUGGCUGUGACUUUAAAGUAAGUAAAUAAAGUUAUUACUUUAGUUUUUUUUACCUCUUGGUAUGAUCCAUGUGUCAUUUUAAUAACAAUUUAGUUUUUGACCGGUAUAUAUGUAAGUAUGUAUGUGUGUAUAAGUAAAACAAUGUAAGAGUAUCUUAAAUCAACCUUUAUUUUCGUAAUAUUGACAUAAUUUUGUCACUAAUUAAGUACUUACUAAUCACAUUUUUAAAAAUCAGGUAAAUCUUUUUCAGUAUUUAAAAAACAGGUAAAUUUUUUUCAGUAUUAGUCAAGACUGGUGUGUUCACCUCUGUGGCAUUCCUUUCUGUAUCAUAAUUCGUUGUAGUACUGUAUCCAGAAGGGCCUGCUGUUAAAUAAUUUCCCGAAGGUCCUGGCGUUGAAUAAUUAUUACUGUCGUAGUAAUUAUUUCCUUUUUCAUUGAUUUCUCGGAGUUCCAUUUGCGAAACAAUAUUAAAAAUUUGAGAUUUCAUAAUUGCUUUGUUGUAUUCAUUAAAUUUCUUCACCGUUGCAGCUAUACCAUAAAAAAAUUUGUCAAUAUCAUCUUCAUUUUUUUCAUCUUUUUCUUUUAAUAUAUAUUUCAUUAACAAUGACGAUGCAGAAGAUCUGUCUUCGUCAAGUACUCUGGGCUUUUUUAUAUUUGAAAACUUGGAUUUCUUUGUAGAGGACUCAGAUAAUGUUGGACGAUCUUCUAUUAUUGAAAUAUCCGAUUGGCAAUCGGGAGCAGACAACUGCGAAUCUUCAUUGACGGUACUUUCUGUAUCAUCACUAUCUCUGAGUAGUGAAGAUACAGUUGCUCUUUCUUUAUAAAAGGGUGUCAAAAAAUUCAUUUCAUCCUCGAAUUGCCAUUUUUUAACUGAGACUGCUGCUUGACCGCUUUUGGUAUUUUUUUUCUUAAUAGCCCUACGAUGAGCUUCCCUUAAAUUGGACCACGUUUUCUUGCACAUUGGUACUGAAAAAAAUAAAUAGUCAAUUAAAUACAAUUCACUUUUUUACAGCCUAUUUUGUGUAAUACAAAAUUAAAAACUUCUUUGUUUCAGAUAUUUGACGAGUGGCACUUCAGUCAGAAAUUUAUCUACAAGCUUUAGAUUAGGCGAAACAACUAUUAGGUCAAUAAUUAAGGAAGUGUGCAAAGCUGUUAUUGACAAAAUGAUGAGUGUUUAUAUGCCAACGCCUACAGCUGAAGAUUGGGAAAAAAUUACGGAAGGGUUUAGUGACAGGUGGAAUUUCCCAAACUGCAUUGGUGCCAUAGAUGGCAAGCAUAUAAAUAUAAUAGCUCCACCCAACAGCGGAUCGCUCUACUACAACUAUAAAAAACAUUUUUCGAUAGUUCUCUUGGCCAUAGUCGAUGAUAAAUACAGAUUUACAGUUGUUGACAUCGGUGCUUAUGGCAAAAACAGCGACGGUGGUAUUUUUGCAUCUUCAAAAAUUGGAAAACGAAUUCAAAAUAAUAGGUUCAAUAUUCCAAGUGACAAAGCAUUGCCCGGGACAAACGUAGCACUUCCACAUGUUUUCGUGGGCGAUGAGGCAUUUCCGUUACAAAAGAACAUAAUGAGGCCAUAUUCUCGUUCUCAACAACUAUCUCAGGACCAAAAAGAAUUUAACAAUCGCCUGUCACGCGCACGCAAAGUAGUCGAAGAUGCAUUCGGAAUAUUAUACCAAAAGUUUGAAAUAUACAAUAAAAAUAUUCGUUUAAAUCCAGACAUGGUUGAUAAUGUUGUUUUGACAACAUGUAUAUUGCAUAAUGUAAUGCGAACUUAUAAUAUCGAAAGUAACGAAGAGUACUGUUCCAGACCCAGGCCAGCGCAUCAUAACCUGCAUCAGGAGGCGUUCAAUGAUCUACGUCACAUUGGUGGAAUCACUACUGCUUUUAACAUACGUGAUUCGUUUGCUGCUUAUUUCAAAUCAUCGGUUGGACAGCUUCCAUGGAAUACUUAAUUUGCUUACUCGUAUUAUCAAUUUUUUUAUGAAUCACUAAUCAUCAAAUGUCAUAUAUGUGGAUCUCUAGUUAAUAACGAAUUAUGUGGUAGUACCUUGUUUCACAUAACAACGUUUGAAACAAUAUGGUCUCUUGUUUGAUUUACAUUGUAGGUUACAUAUCAUUUUUGUCCAUUACUAGCUUGCAAUGUUACCAAAUUAAAAUUAGACUAAAUGAACAUUAUGCAAAACAAGGGACAACCGAAUUAAGCACCAAUCUGUUGUACUAUCUUUUAUUUAAUAUUUUUAAUACAUAAAUAAUACCCGUUACCUGUUACCGCUAAGGUGUUGCUUAUUUCUGUCCAUGCUUCUUCCUUUUUUACAUUGUCACUGUACUUCGAGUCACUUAGAUCAUAUAAUAAAGUAUAUUUACGAACUUC